Funneliformis caledonium is the source of this 216-nucleotide messenger RNA. Lineage: Eukaryota; Fungi; Glomeromycota; Glomeromycetes; Glomerales; Glomeraceae. The record is from the annotation of a GenBank genome assembly.
AUGUCUUAUAAUAAAAUUGAAAGGAGAAAGCUAGGAAUUACAAGAUGGAAACCUAAUAAUCAAAAUUUAAAAAAGAAAAAAGUUAUAGCUACUAUUGCAUCAAUUUCACAAUCAAAUACAGAAAAUUCUCAUCAAGCUAUUUCAGACAAACAGAUACCAACUGAUUCAACAAAUAUAAUUAGAGAAGUAUUGGAAAAUGAAUGGGAUAAGAAUUGA